This is a messenger RNA of Thermothelomyces thermophilus ATCC 42464, 793 nucleotides long. RefSeq lists its product as uncharacterized. The coding region runs from base 67 to 243 and encodes 58 amino acids. The transcript is spliced from 3 exons. NCBI's taxonomy places the organism in Eukaryota, Fungi, Ascomycota, Sordariomycetes, Sordariales, Chaetomiaceae. The record is from RefSeq and is a predicted model, not a curated record.
CUAGCCCCUCGGGAGGGGGAAGGGGGGAAGUGCACCGCAUCAAGUGAUGUGAGGGAGGCGCGGACAAUGCGAAGAUCCAUCAAGGCCGAGGGAUGCUCUGGGGCCCAACCAACGCAUCCGGCCAACAACGAUGGCUCCAGGUUUAUCAACCGCGCCAGCGCCACCCUCAAGCAGUAUCCGGUUCUCCGGUUCUUCGUUUUCUUGAUCCUAUCGAUGAUAGCCCCCCUUGGAAUGAAGGCGUAAUUAGAGAAUAGGAUCUGGCCUCUCAUGUUCCUUGCCGUUUCAGCCAGGGCCGGAGUGGUCGCGAGUUCCGGUUUUCUGGAGCUAACAGGGCGAAUAUCUCAGCCACCGUCGGAAUCUUGUUGUUCUACCAACAACGUAGGAAUAGGAGAUGUUCUUAUUAAGAAGACAAUCUUUCGAUAUAAAUUCUGCUUGACUGGACGCCUUGCUCUCAAAUCGUACUUGAACAACUGGCAAACAUUCUCCAAGCUCUCCGUCUCUGUUUUCUGUCCCUCUUUCCGCUCGCUUCUCAUUUUCCUUCUCGUCCAGAAUAGCCUCGUUUUCCCUUCCGUCAAGGUUGCAAGUUACGUUUAAAUCAUGUCGUCUUGUGGCCAGAACAAGACGGGGGGCAGCCGCUCCAAGUGUCCGGACUGCGACAAGACGUCUUGUAACUGUGGUUCGCCGCUUGCACCAAGGCCAAGUUCGAAAAGUCACAACCCGCAAGGGCGCGUGCCUCUCCCUCCGGGUGUUCAGCCCAGAAACACCGCCCUUCCUUCUGCGAGCAGAGGGGCAA